Nicotiana tabacum (common tobacco) is the source of this 2099-nucleotide messenger RNA. RefSeq lists its product as uncharacterized. Lineage: Eukaryota; Viridiplantae; Streptophyta; Magnoliopsida; Solanales; Solanaceae. Gene Ontology annotation, biological process: defense response. The record is from RefSeq and is a predicted model, not a curated record.
UGGCUAAAAAAAAAAAAAAUUAAUUCAAACAUAUUUUCUUCCUUUGUACACAAUGCUUUAAUGUUCUCUCCACAAGAGGACACCAUCCUCCUCCUCUUCUUCCCCAAUUUGACUCGGGUUCUUCUCCACGUUGAACCCGACCUUUCCCUCGUCGCCGUCCUGUUAACGACGGCGAGCAAAAUCUCCUCUAUACGCUAUCAAGAUUUGUCACCAUUUUAUUAAAUUCCACAAAUUUUCAAAAUGGGAGCCUUAAAACCAUUUCAACUCUUGGAAAUAAACAUUAUUUCCGCCCAAGAUUUGCAACCUAUUUCCAAGAAAAUGAAAACCUACGCCACCGUUUGGGUUCACCCUACACGGAAACUAACCACCGCCGUUGACGUCGAAGGCGGCAACAACCCUACGUGGAACGAUAAAUUUGUUUUUCGGGUAGAUGAAGAAUUUCUCCGGCAAGACACCUCAGCUGUACAAAUUGAGAUUCAUUGUGUCCAUUGGUUUAAGGAUUCUGUUGUCGGCUCCGUUCGUGUCCUCGUCGGAAAUCUCAUCCCUCCGCCGCCUCGGCCGCACCAUAAUCACCAUCAUCAUUUUGGCAUGCGUUUUGUUGCACUUCAGGUACGUCGUCCAUCUGGACGACCUCAGGGGAUAUUGAACAUUGGUGUUGCAUUACUAGAUAGUACUAUGAGAAGUAUGCCAUUGUACACUGAACUAAACAAGUCAGCUGUUGGAUAUCGAGAUUUGAUGGAAGAAGAACAGCUCUCUCAACAUAACCAAAAACCAAAUGGCGAUAAAAGCAACAACAACAACAAUAACAAUAACAAUAAUAGUAACAGUAAUAAUAACAACAACAACAACAACAAGGUGACUACUAUUAAACCAAUAUUGCUACGAACAAAGAGUGAACGUAGCGAACGUGUCAAGUUCGAUGAUGUUUCAAAGGCUAAUAGUUCAGUAGUUGCAGUUCCCUCAAAAGUGAAGAGGGCAUAUGAUAAAGAAAGCUCAAUUCUUAGUAUUUCUUUGGAACCUCCACCUCAAAUGAUGGUGAAAAAGAAAGGCAAGGCAAGUUCUGUGAUUAGUGGUGCAGAGUUAAAAGAGAAAUCAAAGCCCAAAGGUAAGAAAGGUAAAGCAGGCUCAGUUCUAAGUGAUUCAAUUAUGAGCAAAGAGUCAUCUAUUUAUAAUGGGUCCAAAGAAGAAAAGCCCAAACUCAAACUCAUAGCUUUAGAGCUUGAGAACAAAGAGAAGCCCACAAAUGAAAAGAAGCCUACCAAUGACUCAUCAACAACUAAAGUAGUUGAUGAAAAAUCUAUUACAAAGCCCAAAGGGUUGGAUGCUAGUGGUAAACAAGAUGAGCCCAAAGAGCCCAUAACAGUAAUAGGAAAGCCCAUUCCAAAAUAUAGUGGAUAUGAAUUUGGAGGCCCAAAAGGGUCAGGACACAAUGGGAAAUUUGUAUUUGGAGGCCCAAUUAAAGGAAAUACUCAUCAUUGGACUGACUCAGAAAUUGGGCCCUCAGCAUCCGAGGUCGCGGCAGCCGUAGCUGAAAAGAAAUAUCCAUUGGAGGAUCAAAAGAGCUCAGUUUUGGAUGGUUGGAGUUUGGAUGAGAGCACUGAAGGGCUUAGGUCUAAGCUCGAGAGGUGGCGAAUGGAGUUGCCGCCAGUAUAUGACCGUGGGCACACCUCGACUAGCUACCAUUCGACCGGCCGUCACACGAGAAGGCACACACAUGGGUCAAGUGGAUUGUUUUCUUGUUUUGGUAACAUAAUGGGGUAUGAAUGUCAAUGCAUUUGUGGUAAGCCCAAAAGGAAAUAUAGCACAAGGUUCUAUAGCCCAUCAGUUGGCAGCAGAUCAUGGUUUUGAAAAAGCCCAAACCAGCUCAAUUUUUUAAGGCCCAAGUUGUAUAACUAUGAAGCAAAGCCCAUUUCCGUCCAGUUGCUGAUCAAACAUGCUUUUGAAUUCUUGGGCUAUUCUUACUCAGGUCACUUUUCGCAUGUACUUGUUUAUUAUUUUCGGUCAGAUUCAGAAUUUUCGUCAAUAUAUAAUACUGCUGUUUCAAUGCAUUUCAAACUUAACACUAAUAUUUUUAUUUAAUGUAUUUUUUUAACUAAAUA